Messenger RNA from Caenorhabditis sp. 36 PRJEB53466, 1677 nucleotides. The record is from the annotation of a GenBank genome assembly. Lineage: Eukaryota; Metazoa; Nematoda; Chromadorea; Rhabditida; Rhabditidae.
AUGGAGAAGACGACGGCCGAAUUGGGAUGGUCAUUCGAUCCGAAGGCACGACGGGUGAGUGGAUCACGUGUGGGCUGCACCAUGAAUGGCCAAUGAGUGCCCGGAACAACGGACACGGCGCUCACCUUUUACUCUAAAAAACUCUUUUUCUGCCAAAAGCUAGUCUCGUCAUUCCACAUUCCCGCGACGACGUCCGUCUCUAAGCCAUUCUGAGCCCGUAAUCUCGGAUUUGUCUUCUGUUCGUUUAUUUCAACUCAUCAUUCGGCAAACAUUUUCCGAAAAACCCUUUUUUGUGCAGUUUUCUCAAAAUCCAGAUUAUGCUAACAACUGCAUGAGUUCAGCUACACACAGCCGGAUGUAACCAUAAUUACGAAGGGGAAAAAGAUGUGCGGUGUUCGUCCCUCUCUCUCUCUCUCCCUUUCCUUUUUUCUGUUUUGCUCGUUUUCUGGUCUGCUUUGUAUAGUGAAAGUGAGCCGGAAAUUGGAUUAGACGCCGCCAAACGCCACCUUCCACCCCGUUUCGCCACGUCACACGUGCCGCGUUCGCACAUUCUCUUGCAACCAUUCUGAUCGAUGAGCCCAUUCGUCUUGUCUCGUUUCGAAGACGCGCCGCUUAGAAACCCAUCUGUCAAAUGUCGAUAUAAAUUUGAUAAGUGACGGAAUUGGAAGCUCAGUGGCUCCAACAAACGGCUAGUUCGAUUGGCAGAACGAGUCCGCUCGCUUUGUUUCUUUCUUUCAUUCUGUGUGCACGCGAAAUCUUAAAUUGUAGCUCGCAAAAGUUGUUUUUUGACGUGAAUCGUGAGAACUCGCGUCAUUUCUUGAAUGAUACUCGCAGUAAUCGUAGCUAGUCACUUGGUCUUCAGCUGAUUAUACCUUCCCACCUCAACUGAUAUUUUCAGAGCAAAGGUCUCUGGAUGGAAGAAGCCAACCAUCAGCCGUCCGUAUCCCCGUCGUCUUCUGCUCGGAUCCUUCAGCCCCGCGCGAUCGCCGACCUGUUCACUAUCCGACCGCUGCGAACGUGGGAUCGGACGGCUGUCGAGGCUCUGUGCAACGAAUCGUUCCCCAUCCAAUACCCGGACUGCUGGUACGAUGAAGUGGUGUCCGGCGGACUCCAGUCGACUGGAUUGUUCGACGGAGAGAACUUGGCCGCAAUGAUAGUUUCGGAGACGAAACAUCUGUACGAUUGCAAUCUUGAGGUUAGAAUUUUCCAGGAAAAUAAGACGUCUAACGAUAUCUCUUCAGGAUCAAGGAAUUCUACCAGAUUCGAACGCGCAGGUUAUGUACAUCCUCUCGAUAGCAGUCAACAAGAAGUUCCGUCGAUUGGGUCUCGCCACGCGACUACUCAACAACUUGUUCUCCACGCUCGUCGAGCAGCCACCUUACCCUCGCGCCGUCUUCCUGCACGUACUCUCCACCAACUCACCGGCGCUCUCCUUCUACAAAAUGCACGGCUUCGAAUUCCACGAUUCACUGACGUAAUAAUAAUGUGCCUUUUGUUUACAAAACUCGCUGUUGCAGAGAAUACUACAAGAUCGGCGACGACUACGCCGACGGUUGUACAUAUGUGAAGUACACGAACGGAAGCCGUGCUCAAGCCACCUUCUCCGACGUCUGCAAAACGUUCGGCAACACAAUCUGCAUGCCGCUGAAAGCCAUUUGCAAAAUGCUUUCCUUCUGA